ACUGACUUGGAUAGUUAAAGUUUAUGUAACAAGGGUAUUUACAACAAAAAUGUGACAGUGAAGUGGUACUCUGUAGGCUAUAUAACCCACUGAGAAAGGCCCAGUUGAGUUACAAAUGCCAUUCUGGUACAGUGCUUCCUAGAUUUCCGAAAGUGCAUGAAGGCAGCAUCCUACCAACCUGUCCCUCCCUCCAUCCACCUGUUGCGCUGCGCGCUCGCACCGGCCGCACGAUGGCGCACUUUUCAAUGGUGGUCGUGGAGGAUGAAUAUAAAAGGCUUGCUCUGUGGGGGAACUUGAAGCUGUAUGAAGCUGUGCAGGGAUAAUUUGUAUGGCUAUGUGUCGCUUUGGACCGAGGUUUGGAGGUACUGUACGAAGCUCCACAUUCAGUGUCCGUGCGUCCUCGUCCUGCACGGAGCGGGACUCUGCUGUGACAGGACUGCCUUCUCCAGAAUAUGCCUUGUCUCCAUGGUAACAGGCCUCAGGCAGACCCAGAAAAACAUCGGGCCAAACUGGUUUAACAUACCUGAUCCUGGACAGCAGUGACGAGGAUUUUAAAAACAGAAAUUCAUACAUUUAAUGUAUCCUGAUAUAUUAUUAAUGUUCAGUAUUUCUCCCUGGAUUUUAAGUUGUUUUACCACUUAGAUGUGGAUUCACAGGACCCAGAAUGACUAAAAUAACCUUAAAAAUCAAUCAUCAUGCAUCUAUUUUAACUUGAUGUCAUUUUUGAAUUUUUUGCUUUCUACCCUCUUGAGAUCAUGAUGCAAAGGACACUUUAAAGGUAAAAAGCUUGCUGUAAUUUAAGAUUUUCCUGGAUAAUUAUGGCGUGGAUAUACUCAUUCUCCAUCAAGGUAUCUUAAACUGGGCCACACCAGUUCCAAACUGGUCUAAAAGGAGUCCUCAGUUAGGACCAGGAUGCACCAGCUGUUCAGCCAAGUCCUGGGCCAGAGGGAUCUGUCCAGAGCAGGAGAUCUGUUUUCUCUGGAGGAUGCAGAGAUCGAAGACUGCCUAUCUCAGGCUCUGGACCAGAUCAAGGCCAUCUCCUGCUCUCCGGACUAUUUGACCAACGACAAUGACCAGGCAGUGGUGGAGAUUUGCAUAACACGCAUCACCACGGCCAUAAGGGAGACGGGCUCCAUCGAGCGACACAGCACGGCGCUGGUGGGGCUGUGGGAGUCGUGUCUGGAACAUAACCUCACCCCGCAAGGUGAAAACACAGAGGACACACCGCACGCCAAGAUAGCCUCUGACAUCACCAGCUGUAUCCUGCAGAACUACAGUUGUCCUUCGGUCAUGGUGCUGGCCGUCCCGGUAGCGGUGCGGUUCCUGCAGAGAGGGAAUAAGGAGCUGAGCAGGAACAUGUCCAGUUAUCUCUCCCUGGCUGCUAUAGCCAAGGCUGAUCUGCUGGCUGAACACACAGAGGCCAUAACACUCAGUGUGCUGGGAGGUAACCACAUGCUGUUGCGAGUGUUGCCUUCAGUCUACCUGAGACAACCAGAUACCAUCCACCGUCACCUAGGCAACCUGACUGUGAUGAUGUCGCAGCUUGAGUCUCCAGAGCAACAACACCUGAUCAGACUUGUUCAAAUGGUUGCUGAGCAACAUCCACUUAUGUUGAGCCCUCAGGUGCCUGCGUUGGUUAGUUACCUUGGAGACCAAUCCCUGACUGAGGCCCUGCUGGGUGCACUCGUGGACGUGUCACAAGCCAGCCCUUCAUCACUGGUCAGCUUUCUGCCAGCGCUGAGGAUUGUGGGACAACAAUGCCCUGCUCUCCUGGGUCAUGUGGCCAAAAUCCAUGGUGCUGUGGGCAUCAUCAGUGAGACUCAUGCGCAUAGCUCUUUGGUCUACCUGGUGUCCCUUCUUAGCAGCAUGGAGCACAGUUUUCACCACACCCUACUGCUAGAGAUCCGAGCUCUGACUGACCGUUACCCGUCUUUACUGGGAGGCUGUGGUAAAGACAUCUACAGGAUGAGCAACUCGUUCACUGCUAUAGCCAGACUGCUGGGGAGACGACUGGAGGAGAAUACUGCCACACACUGCAGGGUCGAUGGGGAGUGCCCGCCGUCUCCUUCUGCAUCUCUUCAAGGGGGAGGAGGAGGGGGAGGAGCGGGAGGAGGAGGAGGGUCAGAGCAGCGACUGCAGGUGAAGAUCCAGGCCUUUGAGGAGAAAAUGGUUGAGGAGGGGGGAGUGGUGGAGGCGGAGGAAGACUCUCUCGCCCCCCAGCGGCGCUACAGCCUGAGCCAAGCUGUCAGGGAGGAGCGACGUGAGAUGAGAUUCAACAGGUCAAAGAGCCUGGCUCUUCACGCUGUGCGCUCACGAUCCAUCAACUCAGACACCGGGGAGGACGGGGAGGGACUGGAGCUAAGUCCAGACAAUGUCUUCUCCAGCACUUUGCCUCACCAGCAUUCAGAGCACCAGGAAGUCACGCUUCCUGAGAAGAAACUGACCGGUGACGUACCCAUGCCCAUCACCACUGCACUGGACAGAGGGGUCAAAGAAGCUGAGAAAGGUCACAACAGAGAGAAGGAUGGAGAGAAGGAGGCACAGGGGGACGCUGACAGACUCUUUGUCCAUUUAAGAGACAAUAUGGAGACGAUCAGAGAGUUCUGUAAAGACAUGGUGCAGCAGAUCCCCAUGCCAGAGCAGUGCAUGAUAGAAGAUUCUAAUCGAGGCUGUGUGGCUAAGCUGUCGUUCUCCUGUCCUCUGAAGGGCCACUACUGCCUGUACGCCAAGUCCUGUUUCAACCUGACCAGUCGACAGCCUCAUGUUUGGAUACACAUCAUGCUGCUGCAUCUACAGAGUAAGUCCAGUGUCCCUCUUUGCUCCAGAGACGAGUGUGUCCAGAGACUGGCUUCUCUUUGGGAGAAGACUCAGCUGAAAGGAGCUCACAGCUUCCCCAUGGCUAUGACACAACACAUCACCCCACACAGGAAGGACAUGGACAGUCUCCAGAUCCAGCUGGAGGAGGUUCGUUUCUUUGACCUGUUUGGCUUCAGUGAGGAAGAGGGAGGCUGGCUCUGCUUCAUGUGUAACAACCCUGAGAAGGCCACAGUUGUGAACCAGGAGGGGCAGCCUCUGAUUGAGGGGAAGCUGAAGGAGAAGCAGGUCCGCUGGAAGUUCAUCAAGCGCUGGAAAACCCGCUACUUCACUCUGGCAGGAAACCAGCUACUCUUCCGUAGAGGCAAAUCAAAAGAUGAGCUGGAUGAUAUUCCUAUUGAGCUGAGCAAAGUACAAAGUGUCAAGGUGGUGGCCAAGAAGCGGCGGGAUCGGGGCCUGCCGCGGGCCUUUGAGAUCUUCACAGACAGUAAGACGUACGUGCUGAAAGCUCAGGAUGAGAAACACGCUGAGGAAUGGCUGCAGUGCAUCAACGUGGCCGUGGCCCAGGCCAGAGAGAGAGAGAACAGAGAGGCUACCACCUACCUGUGAGAACAACACUAACACGGAUGCUAACAUGUCCACAUGUACCUACACAUGUUACUCAUAUGAGCAUGAGUAACAUGUUCAGCUGUAAGGCAUUCAAGGACAAAACAUUGCAGCUUUUUAGAGGAUUGGGUGGAAACAAUGAACAGAAACACUGCCGGUAGCAUUUCUUCAUAUCUGUAAUAGAUGGUCUACGACUUUGAUCCCAAUGACAAUGUGUAAAAAACAUAAUCAAAAAGACCCGUUAUGCAGUAUUUAUUUUUAGAAAUAAGACUUUAAAUAAACCAGCAAUAAAAGGCUCAUUGUAUGGUGUGUAUCCAUGGUUACAUAUUUUUUAAAAAUGACUCCCAGUAAUUACUGUUACACCAUGGAGCUGCUUGUGAUGUGAUACAGCUGUGGACCAUCAUCGGUGAUUUUAAUGAAUGUUACAGUACAUAAGUGUUAAAGACUGACGUUACACGUGACGUGUUAAGACGUUUUUCACCUGACUGGACUGUGCGGGAUGGAAACGCUUUCUGCUUCAACCUGGAGACUGCUGUGAGCUUCCACAACCAAACCAAACCAUCAUCUGUGGAGACUUUGGAUUCCUGAGUUCAAUGAUGCAUGAUGAUUGAGAUAUGUUCGAUUCCAAAGUAGUAAAUAGCAAUGAAAACCUAAUAGAAGCACACACUACAUAGCAAUAACGAGAUUGAACAGUUUCUCUUGAAAGCAGGAGACAUGAAGAAGAGGAGCCUAAUGGACAGCAGAUGGGAAGAGCAUUCAAUACCGGAGUCCUGUGUGUGUGUCCAUGUGUGUGUGAUAGAGAGAGUAUGAUGUAGGCUUAAAGGAAUAGUUUGACAUUUGGGAAAUACGCUUAUUUGCUUCCUUGGCGAGAGUUAGACGAGUAGAUUGAUACCACUCUCAUGUCUGUCUGUGAAAUAUGAAGCUGCAGCAAGCAGCUAACAGCACCCCUGAAGCUCUCUAAUUAACACGUUAUAUGAAGUAGAGAUUUGUAGUUUUACAGGGGAUUAUGUGCCAGACUUUUUUGUGCAGUGCUGGUAGAUGGAUUUUGUUACCUUCAGAGACAGCCAGGUGAGAUGUUCCCCCUUGUUUCUACUAUUUAAGCUACGCUAAACGAACUGGCUGCUGCUGUAACAUCAUACAGACAUGAGAGCGAGAACUUAUUUCCCAAAAUAUCAGCUAUUCCUUUCAUAUACAUAUCUUUUCAUAGCUGUACAUACUCAAUCCAGUGUUUUCAAAUAAUUUUGUAACAUGUAUUUUCCAUAUUUUGUUUUAUUCCAACUAUUUUUCCCCCCAAAAGUCAGUAGGCAACAACUCAAGCUGACUUUCAACAGUGUUGCAUCCAACAUAUGAGAGUCCCUUGUUUAAAGAAAACAUAUUGGCCCUCUCUGACACUUAAAGACCCAUAAGAGUCAAUGUGGUGGUCAGGUUUCUGUUCUUUUGCAAUAGCUAUAUGGAGUGGGCAUUUUUGGCUUCCCCUCGAACAAGAAACGUCUGGUACAAUUCACUCUGUGUUUUACCAGGAGCGGUCUCAGCUGAACUGUUGCUUAAUCGUGGGGUUUAGACCACCGAUCUCUAAAAGAAAACACUGAAGUAAAUGAGUGGUUUCCUUGCGGAUUUAGUAACUGUGCCAAUUCAGUCAUGCUGAUUUAAGACAAUUCAGUGAACAGUUUUGUUUAGACAUCCAGAGACCAAAGGCGAUACAGCAAUCUCCCUUAUUUCAAAAGAGGUCCUUUCUAAAGGUUCAAGUUGAAAGGCCGGUGUGUUUUCUUUUAACAGUAAGAUUACAUGAAGCGGAAGAUCAGGUUUUAGUGGACUGAGAGUUUCAAUCAGGACUCUCUCUUCCUCACAUCUAUACAACUCAUCAUUUGAUUAAUGGCAGCCUGUGGCAGAAUACAUAGAGCGCUGCUAUAUGUUGUAUGUUACUUACUAACCAGCCUGACACUUUGCUCUCGGCUGGAUGCAGACGACAAACAUCUUGACUCAGUUAAGGUCUGAACUGCCUGAGCCAGACAAAACGUUCACGGUCGGCCACAGCAAAUCAAUUCUUUUGUAUUAUGUCUUGAUGUUUUGAUUCUUAUCUGGAUCAGCUGGCACAGCCGAGGUGUGUGUCCGCCCACAGGUGAAUACAUUGCUCUCCUCCUCUCCGUUAAUAAAUGCUUUAGUUAAAUAUAUAACGUAUAAUGUUCAGGAUAUUAUAAAGAUGCCUAAGGUACUCUUCAUCUUAACUUGCGUGACAGACAAACAGGUAGUCUUUGGUUUGUCCUGGAGCUGAAACCCUGUUAGACAUGUGUACAUGCAGACAUAACACUGGCUUUCCCACCGGGUCACGUUACCACUGUUUGUACUUUUAGCUGCCUCUCCCCCUACACAGCAGAGCUGCAUCUGCUUACACAUAAUAUUAUUUACAUCAUGCCUCUCCUUCACAUUUUGAUUCCCUCUUUCCUCUUUUUUUUUUUUUUUUUUUUUGAUUUGUGACCUACAUACACAGCUGGCUUUGCACCCCAAAGUCUGGGGGAUUUCCCACAUUGACUGACACACUUAACAAAUACUUAAACACGCUAAGCUAAGAUGGUGAACAUGGUAAACAUUAUACCUGUUAGCAUGCUGACAAAGAAGUGUUGUACCUAACAGCUGCUGGUGUAGCUGUACACCCUUAGCCUUGUAACUGCUUACUUACUGUCAGAUAAAUCACAGUUUCACGUACCAAAUUGACUUUCAAACAUUUUUUUUGAAACCCUGAUAAUUGACACUUUCUUAACUUUCUGUCCUGUGACAAACCACAACCACUGUAUCUGGGCACUGAA
This is a messenger RNA of Thunnus maccoyii (southern bluefin tuna), 6224 nucleotides long. RefSeq names its product ventricular zone expressed PH domain-containing 1 (gene veph1). Gene Ontology annotation, biological process: regulation of signal transduction. Gene Ontology annotation, molecular function: phosphatidylinositol-5-phosphate binding. The record is from RefSeq and is a predicted model, not a curated record. The coding region runs from base 913 to 3423 and encodes 836 amino acids. Gene Ontology annotation, cellular component: plasma membrane. The transcript is spliced from 15 exons. Lineage: Eukaryota; Metazoa; Chordata; Actinopteri; Scombriformes; Scombridae.